UAUGCAAGUGUCCAUCCGACGGUCAGUCUGAAGAUGGCUGCGAAUCGGAUGGGGAGACGUUAUAACAACAAAGUCCACUCACCGAACCGAGGUGCCGGCAGGGAAGGUGGAUUGAGCGUGCAGAAGAGACAAGCGCGUGUCACGGUAAAAUAUAACAGAAAGGAACUUCAGAGGCGCUUAGAUGUGGAAAAGUGGAUAGAUACUGGACUUGACGAGCUGUAUUUGGGAAGGGAAGAGGAGAUGCCGGAGGAAGUGAACAUUGAUGAGCUACUGGAUCUACAGAGUGAUGAAGAGCGGACGCAGAAGCUUAAGGACAUCCUUAAUACCUGUGGUAACAACACGGAAGUCUUCAUCACAGAGCUGGUGAAUAAACUUCAUGGCCUCCAGAAACAAGAGGAUCUCCACAACAAUGGGAUCGAACAUCCCCAGCUUCACAUCUUCCCCGACCGCCAGGGAUCCUCUGACAAUGAGAGACACUGAGCACCCUCCCAAACAAACACACACAUUACUGAUGGCUGGUCAGUCUCCUAUAUCAAUCAUGCUUAAUAUCAGGACAUCAGCAGCACAUGUGUACAAAAAGGGACAUAUUGCAGCCGGUUUGUAAAGAAACAAAACAAAAAAUAAAAACCCUAUAAUUUAUGUGGCAACCAUGCAGAAAUGUAAGCACAGAGUAAAAUACAGAUGACUGUUUGUGUGACUCUUGGUAUUUGACUAUAAAUGCCAGACCACUUCAUGGACCUGAUAUAAGGAAUCAUCCAUAUUUUAAUUUUUGUAAGUAUUGAAGAAUGAGAGUCUUGUAACAGACGUACAUCCCUUACACACUGUGAAAAGUGAAUAUGUGGAUUUGUUAUCUUAAGGAGCUAUUUCUAACUGAUCUUACCUUAAAAAAGACUGUCAGUGGUGUAACCCAAUUUAUUUAGGUUUAUUUAAAAAUAUCAAAUAAUUUAUUUGACACUAUUAAAAUGAGUUUAAUUUAGAACUUACCACAUUUUUACAGUGCUUGCUAUCCCUUUUUAGCAGUUCUUUUUCCUUAGAAGUGUCGAACCAUGAGGACUGACUUCUAUGAUGAAGAAACAGAUUUACCACAUCCGGGCCAAAGAUUGUUGUCACUGUGCUUUUUAGAUUUCAAACCAGUUUUAAUAAUUCCAUUAUGUUAUUUAUAUCUGUAGUUAGAUUUUGUAGAAGUAAAUUAUUUUCAAGAAUUCUUGAAUGUCAGUAAAGAAUUUGAUUUUGAUAUUAAAACAGUCAGCCCCCCCCCCCCCCAUUAUGUAUGAAGGACUUUGUUGAAGGAGUGUUUUUAACAAACCUUGAGGUAUUGUUAAUAUUUUUUGCUGCUACUGUGUUAACUGCUGAAGUUGAAAUGACCAACAGUUAAACAGUUGGUCAAAAUAUUUAUAUUUGAUGAAAAUUAUAAAUGUUUAAGGAAUUGCCAAGCUUUUUUCUUUCAGUUCUUUAUUUUUGGUUUGUAUAAUGCACCAUAAUAUAUGUAUGUACAACAGCAGAGUGCCAGCAAUGUAUCUUUAUUUUUAUUUUUUUUAAUUUUUUUUCUCUCUCUUUCUAGUUUGCAGUUCCAGAUUUAAGACCCACAUUCCAAAAAAAUAGAUACUAAAAUGUAUUCUAUUAAGUCCGCACAAAACUAGUUAAUUUUAAAGGCUGGACUUUUUUUUUUUUUUUUUUUUUUUCAAUUUACAUUUUUGCUCUUUGUAUACAGAUGAACAAAAGUGGUUAUGGCAUGGAUAUUUAGCAUAAAAAUAUUUUUUUUUAUUUUUUUUAUUUUUAUCUUUUGUUAUCCCUUUGGAUCCUCCCAUAAAAUGUUUGACCCUGCUUAUUUUCAAAUAAAAUAAAAGCAUUCAAGCUAAGGGACACAGGAAUAAAUUAUGCUGUAUAAAUGAUCAUAGCCCAUUUCAUCUUUGUCAAAUAAAAUAAUCAAUCUACUGUAUGUCUGCACUUAAUUAUGUAUAAUUUGUGCAUGUAAGUCCUUUGUGUGCAUAAAUGGAAAUAGAUUUUUGUUUUUGGUGCAGCUUGAUGCUCCCUUUUUACAAUCACAGACAAACUCCCAUUAGAAUAAUGAUGGACCUGUAAGUCUAUACAAUAUUUAAUAACAAAAAAAAAAAAAAACAGUUUUAGGACAAAACUACUUAAAGGGUUAAUUCACACAAAAAUUUAAAUUCAUCAUUUACUCACCCUCAUGCCAUUUAAUAUGUGUAUGACUUUUUUCUUUUUAGAAGAGUAUCUUAGCUCUGUGGGUCCAUACAAUGCAAGUGAAUGGUGGUCAGGCCUUUAAAGCUCCAAAAAGCAGAUGAAGUCUGCAUAAACAUAAUCCAUAUGACUCCAUUGGUUUAAUCAAUGUCUUCUGAAGUGAUCCAAUUGGUUUUGGGUGAGAAAUGACCAAAAUGUAACUCAUUUUUCACUAUAAAUCUUGACAUCAGCAGUAUCCUUGGCUAUUGUGGUUUCAAGCUCAAUUACAUUUCCUGGAGCGCUAUCUAGUGCUCUGGGUAUGCAUCAACCUCUAGGAAGUAUAUUCGAGUUUGAAAUCAUGAUUGUGCAUAGAGACCACAAUGACAAGAUGCACAGUAUAUUUGGUCUAUUCUCACCCUCUUGGAUCGCUUCAGAAAACAUUGUUUAAACCACUGGAGUCUGAUGGAUUAUGUUUAUGCUGACUUUAUGUCCUUUUUGGAGCUUCAAAAGGCUGAUCACCAUUAACUUAAAUUGUAUGGACCUACAGAGCUGAGAUAUUCUUCUAAAAUUCUUCGUUUGUGUUCAGCAGAAGAAAGAAAGUCACACACAUCUGGGGUGACAUGAGGGUGAGUAAAUGAUUUUUGGGUGAACUAUCCCUAUCAAUGCUUCAGACGUUUAACUAUUUUAUUAUGUCAAAAAUCUGUAAUGAUUUUGAUGUCAACAAAACAUUAAAACUGGAAAAAUUUA
Molecule: messenger RNA, 2925 nt
Organism: Myxocyprinus asiaticus (Chinese sucker)
Lineage: Eukaryota; Metazoa; Chordata; Actinopteri; Cypriniformes; Catostomidae
Product: protein phosphatase 1 regulatory subunit 14A-like
Exons: 4
Coding region: 34-480 (148 amino acids)
Biological process (GO): regulation of phosphorylation
Cellular component (GO): cytoplasm
Molecular function (GO): protein serine/threonine phosphatase inhibitor activity
Source: RefSeq, a predicted model, not a curated record